AUGGACACCAAGGAACCGGUACCCACCGAGGCGCAGCCCUCGUCGUCGACUUCAUCGACUACUGCCCGUAGCAUCGAGGAGCACAUCGAGGAGGCUCGUCGUAACAAUCCCAAUGGCACGACCCGGCCUACCGGUGUCUCGGUAGAGCAAGCCGAGGCUGACUUCGCCGAGCUUCAGCGCGAGCUAUCCCGUAUGUCUCGUGUCAGCCACCGCUGCAGCCACGCCGGCGACAACGACAAGGCCCUCGAGGCUGGCCUGGCCACUUCCGAGGAGACAUUUGAACAGUUCGACCUUGAGGCGGCUCUACGCGGUAACCUGGAUGAGGAGAGGCAGGCGGGUAUCAGGCCCAAGCAUCUUGGAGUGUACUGGGAUGGGCUGACUGUUAAGGGCAUUGGUGGCUCGACAAACUAUGUUAAGACGUUUCCGGAUGCGUUUAUCGACUUCUUCGAUUUCAUUACCCCUAUCAAGAAUCUGCUUGGAUUCGGCAAGAAAGGGACUGAGGUUACCAUUCUGAAUAACUUUAAAGGUGUGUGCAAACCGGGUGAGAUGAUUCUCGUCCUGGGAAAGCCCGGCUCUGGGUGUACAACGUUUCUGAAGACCAUUGCCAACCAGCGCCAUGGAUACACCGGGAUCACUGGUGAGGUGCUCUAUGGCCCCUUCACCGCUGAGGAAUUCCGCCAGUACCGCGGCGAGGCUCUCUAUAACCAAGAAGACGACGUUCAUCACCCAACCCUUACGGUCGAGCAGACCCUCGGCUUUGCCCUCGACGUCAAGGCCCCUGCCAAGCUUCCUGGCGGAAUGACGCGUGAGCAGUUCAAGGAGAAGGUCAUCACCCUGCUUCUGAAGAUGUUCAACAUUGAGCAUACGCGCAAGACUAUCGUGGGAAAUUCGUUCGUGCGUGGCGUGUCCGGCGGCGAGCGUAAGCGUGUUUCCAUCGCUGAAAUGCUCGUUUCGAAUGCUUGCAUCCUUUCCUGGGAUAACAGCACACGUGGUCUCGAUGCCUCAACCGCCCUCGACUUUGUCAAGUCCUUACGCAUCCAGACCAAUCUGUACAAGACCAGCACCUUCGUGUCUUUAUACCAGGCCUCCGAGAAUAUCUACAAGCUUUUCGACAAGGUCCUGGUUAUCGACGAAGGCCGGCAAGUCUACUUUGGUCCUGCGUCCGAAGCCCGUGCUUACUUCGAGGGUCUUGGCUUCCUGCCGCGUCCCCGUCAGACGACCCCCGACUAUGUCACCGGCUGUACAGACGCCUUCGAACGCGAGUAUCAGGAGGGCCGGUCCGCUGAAAACGCGCCCCACAGCCCCGAGACCCUGGAGGCUGCGUUCAAAGCGUCCAAGUACUAUGCCGACCUCGAGGAGGAGAUGCGCCAGUACAAGGAGAACUUGGAGAAGGAGACCGACAAGCACGAGGACUUCCGCGUGGCGGUCUGUGAGCAGAAGCGGGGUGGUGCCAGCCACAAGUCGCCUUACUCUGUGGGCUUCCAUCAGCAAGUGUGGGCGCUGAUGAAGAGGCAGUUCCUGCUCAAGAAGCAGGACGUCUUGGCGCUGGUGCUGUCGUGGCUGAGGAAUAUUAUUAUCGCUAUCGUGCUAGGUACCCUGUAUCUGAACCUGGGUCAGACCUCGGCCGCUGCCUUCAGCAAGGGUGGUCUGCUGUUCAUCUCGCUGUUGCACAAUGUGUUCUCUUCGUUCUCUGAGCUUGCGGGUACGAUGACGGGUCGCGCAGUGGUUAACAAGCACCGUGCGUAUGCGUUCCAUCGCCCGUCAGCGCUGUGGCUUGCGCAGAUCUUUGUCGAUCAGGUGUUCUCAGCUACGCAGGUACUCGUCUUCUCGCUGAUUGUGUACUUCAUGACCAAUCUGGCUAGAGAUGCGGGAGCGUUCUUCACGUUUUACCUGUUGUUGUUGUCGGCCAAUCUGUGCAUGACCCUUUUUUUUCGGAUUCUCGGGUGCAUAAGCCCUGAUUUCGACUAUGCGGUUAAGUUUGCGACAGUUGGUAUCACGUUGAUGAUUACGACUGCGGGUUAUCUUAUUCAGUACCAAUCUGAACAAGUUUGGCUCCGCUGGAUCUACUACAUCAACCCUGUCGGCUUGACUUUUGCGUCGCUUAUGCAGAACGAAUUCUCGCGCUCUGAGAUGACUUGUACGGCCGAAUCGCUUAUUCCUUCUGGCCCUGAGUACAAUAAUAUCAACUACCAGGUCUGCACGCUGGCCGGUUCAUCUCCUGGCACGCUCAAGAUCCCGGGCUCCUCGUACCUCGAGAAGGGCUUCUCGUACAGCAAGGGCAUCCUCUGGCGCAACUGGGGCAUUGUGCUUGCCAUCAUCGUCUUUUUCCUGCUUAUGAACAUUGUCACUGGCGAAACUGUCAGGUUCGGCAUGGGUGGUAACCAGGCCAAGGAGUUCCAGAAGCCAAAUGAGGAGAGGAAAAGGCUUAACGAGGAGCUGCGCAAGAGAAGGGAGGAGAAGAUGUCCAAGGCCAAGGGUGAAGAGUCUGACUCGUCAGAAAUCAACAUCCGGUCGGAUAGCAUUCUCACUUGGGAGGAUCUCUGCUACGACGUUCCGGUUCCUGGUGGUACCCGUCGUCUGCUGGAUCACAUAUAUGGUUACGUCAAGCCUGGCCAGCUGACUGCCCUGAUGGGCGCUUCCGGUGCCGGUAAGACGACUCUUCUGGAUGUCCUCGCCGCACGCAAGAACAUUGGCGUCAUCACUGGCGAUAUUCUCGUCGAUGGCGUCAAGCCGGGCAAGGAGUUCCAGCGCGGUACCGCCUACGCCGAGCAGCUCGAUGUUCACGACCCGACCCAGACCGUUCGUGAGGCUCUCCGGUUCUCGGCCGAUCUGCGCCAACCGUACGAUACCCCUCAGGAAGAGAAGUACCGCUAUGUGGAGGAGAUUAUUUCCUUGCUUGAGAUGGAGAGUUUUGCGGACGCUGUAAUCGGUACCCCCGAGGCCGGCCUGACGGUUGAGCAGCGCAAGCGUGUCACGAUUGGCGUUGAGCUGGCUGCCAAGCCUCAGCUCUUGUUGUUCCUGGACGAGCCCACUUCCGGUCUGGAUAGCCAGAGCGCGUUCAACAUCGUUCGCUUCCUCAAAAAGCUGGCUGCUGCUGGCCAGGCGAUCCUGUGCACCAUCCAUCAGCCGAACGCUGCCUUGUUCGAGAACUUCGACCGCUUGCUCCUUCUCAAAGCCGGUGGCCGCUGCGUCUACUUCGGCGACAUUGGCAAGGAUGCCUGUGUUCUGCGCGACUAUCUCAAGCGUCACGGCGCUGAGGCCAAGGAUUCUGACAAUGUCGCCGAGUUCAUGCUCGAGGCGAUCGGUGCCGGCUCGUCUCCCCGCAUUGGUAACCGCGAUUGGGCCGACAUCUGGGCUGACAGCCCCGAGUUCGCCAACGUCAAGGAGACGAUUCGCCAGCUGAAGGAAGAGCGCCGUGCCGCUGGUGCCAACCUCAACCCCGAACUCGAGAAGGAGUAUGCCUCGCCGUUCCUGCAUCAGGUCAAGGUUGUUGUCCGUCGUGCUAUGGUCUCUCACUGGCGCUCGCCCAACUACCUGUUUACGCGUCUCUUCAACCACGUCGUCAUCGCUUUGCUGACAGGUCUGACCUUCCUCAAUCUGGAUGACUCUCGUCAGUCCCUUCAGUACCGCGUCUUCGUCAUGUUCCAGGUCACCGUCCUCCCCGCCCUCAUACUCUCUCAGAUCGAGGUCAUGUAUCACGUCAAGCGCGCUCUCUUCUUCCGCGAGCAGUCCUCCAAGAUGUACUCGUCCUUCGUCUUCGCUCUCUCCCUCCUCGUCGCCGAGCUGCCUUACUCCAUCCUCUGCGCGGUCUGUUUCUUCCUGCCGCUGUACUACAUCCCCGGCUUGCAGUCUGAGUCCUCUCGCGCCGGCUACCAGUUCCUCAUUGUCCUCAUCACCGAGCUCUUCUCCGUCACUCUGGGCCAGGCCCUCGCUGCGCUGUCACCGUCCCUGUUCAUCUCUUCUCAGUUCGACCCCUUCAUCAUGGUCACCUUCUCCCUCUUCUGCGGUGUUACGAUCCCCGCACCCCAGAUGCCUGCUGGGUACCGCACCUGGUUGUACCAACUCAACCCGUUCACACGUCUCAUCUCCGGCAUGGUUGUCACCGCGCUGCAUGACAUGCCCGUACAUUGCACUCAGCACGAGCUGAACUCAUUCACCGCGCCACCAGGCACCACGUGCGGGGAGUACAUGCAGCCGUUCUUUGAACGCGGCGGGGCUGGGUAUCUGGUCAGAAACGAUACUACAGCAUGCGAGUACUGCGCGUACAAGGUGGGCGAUCAGUUUUAUGAGCCGCUGGGGCUGAGCUUUGACCACCGGUGGCGGGAUAUGGGGAUAUACAUCGCGUUUAUCGGCAGUAAUCUGAUUAUUCUUUUCUUGGCCAGCCGGUUCCUCAACUACAACAAGCGGUAA
This is a messenger RNA of Thermochaetoides thermophila DSM 1495, 4410 nucleotides long. RefSeq lists its product as uncharacterized. Bases 1 to 4410 code for a protein of 1469 amino acids. Gene Ontology annotation, cellular component: membrane. Gene Ontology annotation, molecular function: ATP hydrolysis activity; ATP binding; ABC-type transporter activity. Lineage: Eukaryota; Fungi; Ascomycota; Sordariomycetes; Sordariales; Chaetomiaceae. The transcript has 3 exons. Gene Ontology annotation, biological process: transmembrane transport. The record is from RefSeq and is a predicted model, not a curated record.